AGAGUGUAACUAGCUACGAGCCUACGAGACAUCAGAGCUGACAGAAUAGUACAAAACACAUUCCACACAGAGAGAGAGAGAGAGAGAGAGAGAGAGAGAGAGAGAGAGAGAGAGAGAGAGAGAGAGAGAGAGAUGGAGUCUUGGAUUCGAGUUGUGAUAUUAGUUGCAUGUUUGUUUCCAGCAUUGGUUGAGUGCAGGGUUCGGCACUUCAAGUUCAAUGUGGUGAUGAGGAACAAAAGUCGGUUGUGCUCGACAAAGUCCAUUGUCACUGUCAAUGGCCGGUUUCCGGGGCCGACUCUCUACGCCAGAGAAGGUGAUACAGUUCUUGUCAAGGUCGUUAACCACGUCAAAUACAACGUCUCUAUCCAUUGGCAUGGUAUCCGACAACUCCGAACUGGAUGGGCCGACGGACCAGCAUACAUCACGCAAUGCCCGAUCCAGCCAAGUCAAAGCUAUGUGUACAACUUCACCAUUACGGGCCAACGAGGCACACUCCUUUGGCACGCGCACAUCCUGUGGCUGAGGGCGACGGUCCACGGUGCCUUAGUCGUACUGCCGAAGCGGGGCGUACCGUACCCGUUUCCCAAGCCCCAAAGUGAAGUGGUCGUCAUAUUAGCCGAAUGGUGGAAAUCGGACACUGAGGCUGUGAUCAACGAAGCACUGAAAUCGGGUUUGGCCCCGAAUGUAUCGGAUGCUCAUACCAUUAACGGACAUCCAGGACCCGUAUCGGCCUGCCCCUCACAAGCCGGGUUCACACUGAGUGUACAAAGCGGCAAAACCUACAUGCUGCGCCUAAUCAACGCUGCCCUCAAUGAAGAGCUCUUCUUCAAAAUCGCGGGACACAAGCUCACCGUCGUGGAAGUCGACGCCACCUACGUAAAGCCCUUCAAGAUCGAUACCAUCGUCAUCGCCCCCGGCCAAACCACCAAUGUCAUCGUAUCGGCCGACCAGAACUCCGGGAAGUACGCGUUGUCGGCCUCCCCCUUCAUGGACGCUCCGAUCGCCGUCGACAACGUUACCGCUACCGCCACCCUCCACUACUCGGGCACCCUUUCCAAUACCCCCACCACCUUCGCCACCCCGCCUCCCAAGAACGCCACCGCAAUCGCCAACAACUUCCUCGACUCCUUAAAAAGUUUGAAUUCCAAGAAAUACCCGGCCCAAGUCCCGAUAAAGGUUGAUCACUCCCUUUUCUUCACUGUCGGGCUCGGGAUUAACCCGUGCCCGAGUUGUAUAGCGGGCAAUGGGAGCCGUGUUGUGGCUAGUGUUAACAAUGUCACGUUCGUCAUGCCCACCACUGCUCUGCUUCAAGCACAUUUUUUCAAGAUCAAGGGAGUUUUCACCACCGAUUUUCCCGGUAAUCCGCCGAAUACUUUCAACUACACGGGCGCUGGGCCAACCAAUUUAUCGACGAAAAAUGGGACGAAGGUUUAUCGACUGCCAUAUAACGCUACGGUCCAAGUUGUUCUGCAAGAUACCGGCAUUAUAGCCCCGGAAAACCACCCUGUCCAUUUGCACGGGUUUAAUUUCUACGUGGUUGGGAAGGGUUUAGGGAAUUAUAACGCGAAAAAGGAUCCGAAAAAAUUCAACCUUGUCGAUCCGGUCGAGAGGAACACAAUUGGAGUACCGUCCGGUGGAUGGGUAGCUUUCAGAUUCCGCGCAGAUAAUCCAGGAGUUUGGUUUAUGCAUUGCCACUUAGAAGUGCACACAACGUGGGGGCUGAAGAUGGCAUUUUUGGUGGACAAUGGAAAGGGCCCUAAGGAGUCUGUUCUGCCACCUCCAAAAGAUCUUCCAAAAUGUUAGCACUGGCUAUUUAUAUAUACAGAGAGUGAUUUGAAGGAUCAAAGGGGAAGAGAGAGAGAAAAAGAAAACAUUCAUCAAAGUAGAUCAACAGGUUUGCUAACAGAAAAAGGAUGAAAACACAGGAAGAAGGCUAAUAAAAACCGGGCGGAGAAAUCGGGUUGUUUCCCUAGCAAAAGAGAAUAAUUUGUUCAAGUUUGUUUCAAUGAUUUUGAGAGCAGUUUAGCGAUUGUAGCGAUUGUUCUUGAUUAUAGUAACAAAAAUAUUUGUGGUGAUUGUACCAACUUGUUGUAAAAUAUGUAUUGUAAUUAAAAUCUGAAGCCUGUCUCAUUGUUGUUAUACAUAAUACAUAUUUAAUAA
Messenger RNA from Rhododendron vialii, 2160 nucleotides. RefSeq names its product laccase-4. Lineage: Eukaryota; Viridiplantae; Streptophyta; Magnoliopsida; Ericales; Ericaceae. The coding region runs from base 133 to 1803 and encodes 556 amino acids. The record is from RefSeq and is a predicted model, not a curated record. Gene Ontology annotation, cellular component: apoplast. Gene Ontology annotation, molecular function: hydroquinone:oxygen oxidoreductase activity; copper ion binding. Gene Ontology annotation, biological process: lignin catabolic process. The transcript has 6 exons.